UGUGGUCGCCGAAAGCGGGGAGUCUUUGUUUGGCUGUCACGGUGCAUGCACAUGUUCCCGUGACUUGAAUUCGUUACUAGUUUGAACUACACAUAUGUUAGUCUGAUACGUACUGGCUCCGGCGGUAAUCGAGUCAGAUUUAGUCUGUGCCAUUUGACUUAUUUAAUCAUCUAAUUAAAUGAGUAAAUAAUUAACAAUUUAUCGUCGAAAACACGGUGCUCGGUUUAUUUCUGUGAAUAUUACUGGAGCCACGGAUCAAGAAGAAGAGGAGGAGAAGGUCGCUGAGCAAGUGUGCUCUUUUGAGGUUAUGUCCUCCCCCCCCAUUGACCGGUAUUUCGGGCAGACUUAGAUUUUGGAUCAAUCUUUGUUUACAACAUAUCGAAUCCGGUAUACAAAAUCGUUCGUGCUAUACGCCAGGAGUAGCUGCAAUUAGCGAGAAAUAAUGGAAACAUGCGAAAAGAAGAAAACCUGGACGGACGAGGAGCGUUCAAAGCUCGCUGCUCAAUUGGAUGCCGAAUUGAGCGAGUAUAUGAAAAAUCUUGAAAAAAAGGAAUACACGGAAGGAUGGCCGGAGGACAGAUGGCAAGAGGAAAUGGAGAAGCACCCUUUCUUCAUGAAGAAGGCACCCGAACCCGGCGAUGAGCUAUCUCCGUUGAUGGAGGGGCUGCAACAGCUGAAGUAUGGAGAAGACGAGAAUACUCCCGAAGAACUGGCGAAUAAUUACAAAGAUGAUGGGAACUUCAACUUUAAGUACAAAAAGUAUCACCUUGCGAUUUUUAGUUAUACAGAAGGGAUAAAAACCAAAUGCAAUGAUAAGGAAUUGAUGGCUCAGUUAUAUAAUAACAGAGCAGCAGCACAUUUCAUGCUGAAAAAUUAUAGAUCAAGUUUGAAUGAUUGUAAGCUGGCCUUAAACUUGAAACAUGAAUACCCGAAAGCAUUAAACCGUGCCGCUACUUGUAGUUUUCACAUUAGAAAUUACGGUGAAUGUAUUGAAUUAUGCGACAGGCUUCUCCAUCAGACGCCAACUAACAGAGAAAUCUUAAAAUUGAGAAAUGAUGCUGUGAUUGCAAAAGGACGUUUAGAAAGAGAUCAAAGGAAGCAAGCAAAGUUAGAAAAAGCGUUGGACAAAGAGGGCAAGAAAUUAUUGGAAGCAAUUUCGAAAAGAAGCAUCACUAUUCUGGCAAGAAAGAAACAACAUAAGUUAGAAUUAAGCGAUCUGGAACAUGAAAACUCAAACAUACAAAGAGUGCAGUUGGACGAGAACAAUAGAUUGUUGUGGCCAGUGUUGAUUUCGUAUCCAGAGAGAAUGCAAUGUGACCUUGUGAACAAAUUUCACGAAGACACGCCAUUAAUGGAACAAUUAAUCGAAAUAUUCAAACCCCUCGAAUGGGAUAAGGAGCGGAAAUAUAUUAUCGGGAAUGUAAACGUAUAUUUUGAAGGCAAUGAGGAGCCACCUGUCAUCCAUGCGGUAGACAUACGAUUAACGUUGGGCGAAAUAUUGCAAGACGAACGAUUCGUAGUCAGGAACGGCGCGCCAAUGUUCUUUAUAUUGGUUAAAUCCAGCCAAGUGGAGGAACACUUUCUCAGAGAAUGCGUUAAUUAAGUUCCCACGGUUACGUUGUACACGCUAUUUCCUCGUACACGCUGUAUACAUUGUGUCAUUCGCGAAUAAAUUUUGUCAUUAUA
Molecule: messenger RNA, 1686 nt
Organism: Dinoponera quadriceps
Lineage: Eukaryota; Metazoa; Arthropoda; Insecta; Hymenoptera; Formicidae
Gene: Dpit47
Product: tetratricopeptide repeat protein 4
Exons: 6
Coding region: 443-1603 (386 amino acids)
Molecular function (GO): Hsp90 protein binding
Source: RefSeq, a predicted model, not a curated record